Molecule: messenger RNA, 153 nt
Organism: Miscanthus lutarioriparius
Lineage: Eukaryota; Viridiplantae; Streptophyta; Magnoliopsida; Poales; Poaceae
Source: the annotation of a GenBank genome assembly
AUGGAGAACAACAGCAACAGGCAGCAGGCGCCGCCGCCGCCACCAGGCUACCCGACGGCGGCUGCAGGCGCCGAGGAGCAGGGAGGAAGCAGGAAGGGACGCCGGGGGAAGACGACCUCGCGCGGGGAGAAAGGCUUCAUCGAAGGAUGGUAA